CAACCAUCGCGCUCCGUUUCUGUUAGCCCGCCUCCCGGCCUGAGUUAGCAGUUUUGGCGGCGGUGCAGAAGAUGGCGGAAAAUUUAAACGGAUGUCACGUGGUGUGCAAGUCAUCCCAGAGUCACCUGCAGUACCUGUGCCGCUUGGAGAGAGUGGCGUGCACAGACCUGGGCAUUAGCAAGAAGAACCUCAAUCACUUUGAAGUGGAGUACCUCUGCGACUACAAGAAAAAGGGGGACCAAGAGUUCUACCUGGUGAAAUGGAAGGGCUACCCGGAGUCCCAGAACACCUGGGAGCCGCGCAGGAACCUCAAGUGCCUGAAGAUCCUCAAGCAGUUCCAUCUGGACCUGGAGCGGGAGCUGCAGCGGCGCAAGCAGCGACGCGGCCUGAAGAAGCUGGACCACAGCCUGGCGCAUUUCAUGCUGCAGAAAGCCAAGCAGAGGCAGCACCUGGGCCGCUGGGAGGCCUCCCUGAACACCACGCGGGAGCACAAGGGGAGGAUCUUCGUCCGGAACGACGUGGACCUCGAAGGGCCCCCCAAGGACUUCACCUACAUCAACAACUACAAAGUGGGCGAGGGGAUCGUGCUGACGGAAGUGGCGGUGGGCUGCGAAUGCCGGGACUGCUUCGAGGAGCCCCUGGAGGGCUGCUGUGCCGGGGCCUCACUCCACAGGUUCGCCUACAACGACAAGGGCCAGGUGAGGCUGAAGGCGGGGCAGCCCGUGUACGAGUGUAACACGCGCUGCCGCUGCGGGCCAGAGUGCCUGAACCGCGUGGUGCAGAAGGGCAUUCAGUACGACAUGAGCAUCUUCAAGACGGACAACGGCCGGGGGUGGGGGGUGCGGACCAUGGAGAAGAUUAGGAAGAACAGCUUCGUCAUGGAGUACGUCGGAGAGAUCAUAACUUCAGAAGAGGCGGAGCGGCGAGGCCAUAUCUACGACCGGCAGGGCGCCACCUACCUGUUUGAUCUGGACUACGUGGAGGACGUGUACACGGUGGACGCUGCUCACCACGGGAACAUCUCGCACUUCGUCAACCACAGCUGCACCCCGAAUCUGCAAGUCUACAACGUGUUCAUUAAUAACAUUGACGAGAGGCUGCCGAGGAUCGCUUUCUUCGCCACCAGAAUGAUCAAAGCUGGGGAAGAGCUGACCUUCGACUACAAGAUGCAAAUUGAUCCAGUGGAUGCUGAAAGCACGAGGAUGGAUUCCAAUUUCGGUCUGGCUGGAAUGACCGGUUCCCCAAAGAAAAGGGUUCAAAUGGAGUGCAAAUGUGGAGUGGAGUCGUGUCGGAAGUAUCUGUUUUAAAACUCUGGGGGGGAGGGGGGGAGGGGUAAACUCCUUUUCAAGACUGGACUAAACUACUAGCCCUGCACCCAGUCCUGUGUUUAGGUUUCGUGAUUUCUUACUGAGCAUUUCCAAAAAUGAAACUGUUCAAUAUUAACUUCUUUCGAACUUCAGUUUGUCAGAAUUCUGUUCUCAUUACAAUACUGAAAAAUAUAUAUAUAUUUGAGUAUUGUACCAUUGUAACCAGUGUUUUGGAUAAGCUUUUCAGAUUAAUCUUUUGUUAUAUGUAUCACAGGCAAGAUCAGGUGUCUGUAUAGCAGUGUGAGCCAUAUCCAGUGCACAAGACUUUGUUCGCAGUAGCUGUUUUCCACAGGGCGCUGGCUGAUCGGGUCCGCGUUACAGGUGUCUAUGAAAAUUUAAUUUUGAAGGUAUUAAUUGUUUUUAAAACUGGUAAUUGGAACGCAGCACUUCUUAGAAGAAAUCACGUUCAGGAGAAGCAAUAACAAGGUCUACGUUAAAAAAGAAAACUAAACAGAAACGCAGGACGGGAGCAUCGAAACUGGAUUUGUCCAGCCUAAAUUGUACAGGUUGUCUUUUCUUUUGUUAUAUUUCUGUGUGUGUGUGUGUGUGUGUGUGUGUGUGUGUUGGGGGGACGGAUGGAUGGACGGACCACACUUGCCUUUGCUUAUUGCUUUUAAAGUAAGGUUGUAGCACAAAUAAAACCAACAAAAUGCUGUAUUUUUAUUUUUAGUUGAAUUUGUAUUAUGUUUAAUAGACCCUUCUGGCUCCGAUAGGCCGCAGUGACUCCCCACGCUUACAUAACAAGCACGGUUUACAUUCGCAUCACCUUAUAUUCUCCCCACAAAGAAAAGAGCUUGAAUUGAAUACUAGUGAGUCAAUUUCUUUAAUUUUAAUCUUUUUAAAGAUGGCUUCCCAUGUACCUGCAUGGGCCACUCAGAACUACAUUUCCCAUCAUCCCCCUGCUCACUGGUAAAUCCAGCUGUUACAUAUGCGAGCAGGAGGACGAUGGGAAAUGUAGUUCUGAGAGGUCCAUGCGGGUACAUGGGAAGCCAUCUUGAGGCAGCGAAUGCGAUUUAAAAGUUUGAAGAAGUGGUCAAAAUGUAAAAAAAAAAUUAAAACUAUACACACACCUUAGGUAAACAGUUGUAGCAACACAUGGGAACAUGUAACACAAUCAAAUAAAAAGGUCCUUAUGUACCCUUUUAAUUCAGGGCAGUGCCGUUCCCUGUCCAGUUCUAGGGUUUAAAUGAGUUUGCAAUGGUUUUAAUAAAAUGUGCGCACCUGCUCUCUGCACCCUCAAUCUGGAGAAUAAUACUCCUAUUGUUGGAAAUGGGAAAAGGCUAAAUUUAAGUAACCAUAAAAACUGGAACUGGUAGCAAAAAAACAGAUUUAACCGUCCAGGAAAGCCUAGGUUAACGUAGCACCUCACCUCUGUCUGGAUACAUUUGUUGGUCCAGCACGCCGCUGAUAGUACCUGUCUGCCUGAAAGUGGGGUGCUCUGUAGAGCGGUCAGUUCCUAAGUUUUGCUGUUCAUAAUUCUGGCGUUCUACAGUAUUGGAAGGAAUAAGAUAUUAUUCCAGAAGUCCAUUGAGGCAGUGUUCACAAGAUGAGUGGUACCUUCCCUUUUUACGCAGCGUUUUAAUUAUAAACAUGUUGCUGACUCUUGAAAUUCUUCUCACACAUUGUGGGGUAGCAAAUCGACUGAGGGGGUACGUGUCUCAAUAUUUAUUCGGGAGCAUUCGCCAGGAGAAAGAGGAUUUCUCAUCGAAGGAUCGCGGUGUAUCGAGAUCACCACGCUGGCGAACGCUCCCUAUUAAAAGUAAUCCCCUAGUCGAUUUACCAGUGAUGUGUGAAUUAAAAAGUAAAAAAAAAAUACCAGAAUAGGGCAUAUGUUGAAAAAGAAAUUUCUGCAGUAUUGCCAACAUGGGUUACAGCAAAGCUAAAGCAAUGAAUUUCUUAUAAACACAGCGGGGGGUUCGGGAAGACUUUCACCUUUUACAAUAAUAAUGACAAACAGCCAUUGUUUCUUUUUUUUUUUGUAAGUUUGCAACAAACUUAUUACAUUUCUGUUUCUAACAUCUCCUGUUAGUUCAAUGGAAUGUGUUUUUAUUUACUGUUAAGUAUUUUUUUAUUAUAAUUUCUGAUUUAUUGGAAAAGUUGUUUAUAUAUAUAUAUAUAUAUAUAUAUAUAUAUAUAUUUAAACUACAGAAAAAGUGGGACACACUCGGCUUAUGUUUCACUGUUCCGCUCAGAGAGAAAUAAAAAGUCGCCUCAAACCAUAAACGAACGAUAUCACAAAACUAACACAAAUAAAGCUGAAAAACCUGCCAGUCUUCAUUCAGUUUUUACAGCAUAAAACUAUAAUUAAACCUUUAAAUUGUAAGCAGCUUCAGAUAUCAUUAAUUGCUUCAUAUUUUUAAUGUUAUCUGUUGCUUGCCCUACAUGGUUCAUUUUUCUCAAUCUGCUUUUAGCUUGUCCGAAGAAUCUUAAGUGCCAGCACUGAGUAUCUGUUCUGUUAAGAAUGAAAACAUCUCCGCUUUUACGGUGGUGCUUUCUCCAGUAGAAAUAAUCUAUCUUCUGCACAACGGUGUGUGUAACCAGGUCACGCUCCCUCGUGCAACACUGCAGGUGCGCUGAUAAAAAUGAAGGGUGUGAUGGAGGAACAGAAAAAACAGCUUUGUGGCAGGAGUGUGAACUGAAUGCACCAUGAUCCUCCUAACGCAGCACGCAGGAAUAUCCCCUGGAAAGUGUCCUGAGGGCUGAUUCUUCAUGGUCAGGUAUUGGGUUUGAGGUUAGGUUUUAGGGCAGGGGGUUGGGUUAGGGUCAGGAUGGGUUGAGUUGCCGAGCUCUGGAAGUGAAAAGCAAAUGUCCUUGAAUCAUGUGAUGCCAUGAGGACACUUUCUAGCAGAUAUUCCUUCACGCUGCUGGUCCUAGAGAUUCUCUGUAUCCCCCCCCCCCAAACUAAUUUAUGAUCUGUUGUGUGAAACAACUUGGGGGGAUUUUUGGUGGUUUGUGUUGUAACUGAAACUCGCUGCCGGUGUUUUGUAAACUUUUUUUUUUUUUAUUUACUUGAAAAUAAAUUCUCAAAAGUGAGUCUUGAAACACUAUUAGUACACCGUUGAUCGCCACACUUCAUCAAACAGCUGUGCUGAAACUGUUGAGAUGAAGUGAAGUAGUGUUUGUGUUAAUGUCGGUGUUUGCUUACUGACCAGGUAUUUCUAAACUGUGUCUUUCUGUGUUUUCUGCUUUUUUUUUCCCAUUGUCGUCUUUUUUAAUUCUUAUUUUAUACAAUAAUAAUAUACAUUUUGUAAAAAUUAUUUUGUAAAUAAAAGUAUGCUAUCCGUGUC
Molecule: messenger RNA, 4654 nt
Organism: Acipenser ruthenus (sterlet)
Lineage: Eukaryota; Metazoa; Chordata; Actinopteri; Acipenseriformes; Acipenseridae
Product: histone-lysine N-methyltransferase SUV39H1-like
Exons: 6
Coding region: 72-1307 (411 amino acids)
Cellular component (GO): nucleus
Molecular function (GO): histone H3K9 methyltransferase activity; zinc ion binding; protein binding
Source: RefSeq, a predicted model, not a curated record